UGCAGCAGAGACCGACAAACCAGCAGAGCUGGGCAGCGCGUGCCCCGGAGCCGCGAGGAGAGAACAGCGAGCGUCGAGGAGCGUUCACGGAACCAGCGAUGAUGGACGGAGUGGGAUCUUUCGGGGCGGGCCGCGCCGGGACCACUAUCGACCCUAUUAGUUUCGCCAAACAGCCACAGACCAUCCUCAGAGCCUUAGCGUGGAUCUUCUCACUGGUGGUCUUCGCCUCCAUCGUAAACGAGGGCUACGUCAACAUAGGCAGCGAGCGUCUCUACUGCGUCUUCAACAAAAACGCAGACGCGUGCAACUACGGCGUGUUCGUGGGCCUGGUGGGCUUGUUGGCCUGCUCCUUCUUCAUGUUACUCGACUACAAAUUCUCUUCCAUCAGUUCCGUCAAAGACCGCAAGAAGGCCGUCAUGCUAGAGAUUGGCUUCUCAGGUUUCUGGGCCUUCUUGUACUUUGUAAGUUUCUGCUUCCUGGCCAACCAGUGGUCUCGGACAACGACUGAUGAACUGCCCCUCAACCAGGGCGCAGACGCAGCUCGGGCCGCAAUCGCCUUCUCUUUCUUCUCCAUCAUCACUUGGGCUGGUCUUACAGUGCGUGCCGUGCAGAAGUACCUGCUGGGCACUGACAUGACUCUGUUCACCUCAGAGCACCUGGAUGGCACAGCCCCCACCCAGCCGUGCCCCUCCAACUCACCAGGAGGAGGGGGCACCACCGAGUCCACAGAAACAUACCAAAAUCCUCCGUUCACAGAGAACAACGCGGCACCCACAUAUCAGGUUCCUAUUUACUAGAAAGGAUACUGAGAAAAAAGGUGAGGCGAGGGGGGUUGCUCAACACAAUUGCUCUCUGUCGUGGGCCACUCGCAAUCAACCUGGGCUGAAUUUUCAGUCGUGUGACAAACAAAUCUGCUGUUUUGUUUCCUCCUCUUGUUGUUUACGUAAACAUUCCAGCUUUAUCUGCACUUUUCUAGACUCACUUUCAUGCAGAUUAGGAUGUAGAAUAAAAAAACACAAAACAAGAGGAGGAACCAUAGAUGAUGAGGCCAUUUGCCAGUAUUCAUGCAAAAUAGGCUGUUAACUAAUAAGCAGUGUGACAAAAAGCACCUUCACCUGAAAUAUAAGCGAUUCCCUCUCACGCCAAACUUUUCAGUGGAUUUUUAAAAAUUGAUCCAAUUUCAAAUUUCUUUUCUCUCCUUUUGCUGCAGUUAAACAGUGCUAAUGUGUAUUGAAUCUGCAUGUUUCCAAAUGUAGAGAUAGCAACUCAAGUGCCAUACUGUACUGACAGUGACUUAACUGAGUAGAUUUACACAUGCUGAACAUCAUCCCCACAACAAUGUUUUUGUGACAAAGUGCAAUAUCUCACAUUCUCAUGCAGAAUUGCUGUGUACUAUAUACUGUACUGUGGCGUAGGUAGACUAAUUUGCGGUGAAUAUAGAAAGUGAAAACACAUCCUGAUCAAAUACCACUAACAUUUAGGGGGGGAAAUUAUGUAACGUCAUCCGUACAAAUACAAAAAAAAAUGUUGUACAUGUAGUUUUCAACAAAUUUUUUAAAUUAUUUUUUUUUUCUUUACGUUUUAUCAAGUGGUUAUAAAGGUUUUGCACAGCCCUGUUCAAAUGCCAGGUUUUUGUUUAUUUAUAAAAACAAGACACAAGUACAUUUGUUCUUCACAAAAACCAUUUGAACACUGGUUAACACGUUUACAACCACUGUAUGUUAAGUGCAAUAAAUUAAAACCACGAUAACAUGUUAUUUCUUUCAAGAGUUCAAUUAAAAACACAGUUUUUUUUUUCUUCAAAUGCUUUUUUUUAUAUUAUUGUUUUAUUUCUGGUUAUAUAAAUUCACAACCCUCAGAGUGAAAUAUUUCCUGAGUUCAAGUUUAAUUUUUAAUGUUAAUGAUAUAGAUCAGGGGUGUCCAAGCUUUUUUCUAUGAGGGCCACUGUCAGAAAAAUCAAAGGAUGGAAGGCCAACUUGAAAUUCUUCAACUUUUACGCCAACACGACAAUAUAUAUCAUCAUAGGGUUAGGGCAGUACUUCUCAAAUUGUGGGGUGAGCCCCCCCAGGGGAGCGCGGAGCGAUGCCGGGAGUGGCGCAUGUUACUUGCGGAACAACAUUUUUUGGCUGUACUAAAGUGUAAUUGCGAAUUGCACAUCCACUCAGUGGGUGGCAGAGGCGCUUUCAUUUUCACAAUGUGCGCAGUAUUUUUGAACCAAACAAGAGCACACAGCAAAGAGCACUGGACAUAUGAAGAGCUAAGACGAGGAAAUAUGAUGAAGCGUAUGUAGCAUUUGGCUUGGAAGUUUAAUAUAGUGGGAGACAAGGAAAAACCAGUCUGUUUACUGUAGAGCUAAAACGAAUACUGGAAUACUUCGCCUCAAGGAAUCGUUUAAUUUUGCCAGCUCUAAGCGUCACGUUUUGCCCGGACUGCUUUUGAUGUGGGACCACGCGCUGACGUCACGUGCGAAGAGGAAGAAGCAAAAAUACCUGAUUGCAGCUGCUACAAACUGUGCUAAUGUUGCUAAAAACUACGCCCGAAUGAUGCUACGGUGGUAGCAGGUAGCGUUUGAUGCCUCCCAUAGAUAUCACAUGUAUAUAGAACUAGAUGCGAAAUGACAGACUCGGCGGCAUUAGUAAACAGCCGCAAUCUUAAAGCAGUAGACUUCUCAACUCUAAUAAGUACUCCUGUCCCUUGCUCACGUAACGUUAGCCCUGCGGAGGGCUAGGUUUCUAUUGAUUAUGAGUACUGUCAAUGCGUGGCUAACGUUUCUUACAUACAGGCUUUAUUUAAUCUGUAAUCUUGCUCGUGAUCUUUUCUAAAACCAAUCAAACAAUGUCAUUAAAGUUAUGCUUUAUUGUAAGUUGAUCGAUAUUACUUUUUUUUCUUUGUAUAAAAAGGACACAAUAAUAUGUAGAGGUGUACUUAUAAUAAUAGGAAUUUAAUACACAUAUGAUACUGUUUACAGUGGUGGCAGAGAGUUGGGGGUGCAUGAAAAGUUUACGUCUUCCUUGGGGGGGCAGAAAAUAAUUGAGAAGCACUUGGUCAGGGAAAUUGUCAUAGGGAUAGCUAACCCUAAAUAUCAAGCCAUAUAUAUUUGUAUUAAAAUUAUGGGCAGAAAUUGUGUUAAAAUAUAUAUAUAUGGCGGAAAAUACUUAGGUGACCCCCAAUUUGUUCAAAUAUCAAAAUUGUUCGAUUUGCACAUGUGAUACGUUAUUGGAAAGCUUAAAAUGUCAAUUUUCUGAGGGAAGAAAAAUUUUGAACAGGAGGGCAUUUAAAAAAAAAAUUUUUUUUUCAAACAGAAAAACCCUAACUGGAGGUGAGAGCACACGAGAGCAGCAUUAAAGACACAAUGAUUUUAAUGAGAUAUUAUCGCGUACUUACCUUGUUUUGAUCCAAAAACUCCAUAUAGCAUGUAUCAUUGAGUGUCAAGACACAGAUGUGAAUGGCCACAGCUGGAUUUUUUUCAGGAUUUUAUGGGUAUCCGUGACUUUUUUACAGACGCCAAUUUUCUCAUUGUGACGUGAUUUGUUUAUAAACUUUAAAAUAUGUGAGUAAAUAAUUUUUUAAAGUCGUUUUUUUUUUUUUAAACGAAA
Messenger RNA from Corythoichthys intestinalis (scribbled pipefish), 3596 nucleotides. It is a transcript of the gene syngr3a, whose product is annotated as synaptogyrin 3a. Gene Ontology annotation, cellular component: synaptic vesicle membrane; neuromuscular junction. The record is from RefSeq and is a predicted model, not a curated record. Bases 99 to 797 code for a protein of 232 amino acids. Lineage: Eukaryota; Metazoa; Chordata; Actinopteri; Syngnathiformes; Syngnathidae. The transcript has 4 exons.